Messenger RNA from Closterium sp. Yama58-4, 573 nucleotides. NCBI's taxonomy places the organism in Eukaryota, Viridiplantae, Streptophyta, Zygnematophyceae, Desmidiales, Closteriaceae. The record is from the annotation of a GenBank genome assembly.
AUGGGAAGUCCGGAGGGGAACGAGAGUGGAGUGGAGUGGAGUGGAGUGGAGUGGAGUGGAGUGGAGUGGAGUGGAGUGGAGUGGAGUGGACACUCACUUGAGGCCGCUCCUCUACUUUUCGUUGAUGUCCUUAAGAAUCUGAAGCGCUACUUUGCAGCACGUUUCUUCACACCAUCCUCCUCCUCUUUCACUGUGCUCCCCUCUGUGUUACCUACCCCUUUCGCUCCACCGUCCUCUUCCCCCUCCUCUCCCCCAUCCACUCCCCUCUCCUUACCACCCUCCGCUUCCCCCUCAUCUUCUCCCCGUUCCCCCUCCUCUUCCCCCUUCUCUUCCCCCUUCUCUUCCUUCCCCCUUCUCUUCCCCCUUCUCUUCCCCCUUCUCUUCCCCCUUCUCUUCCCCCUUCUCUUUCCCCUUCUCUUCCCCCUUCUCUUCCCCCUUCUCUUCCCCCUUCUCUUCCCCCUUCUCUUCCCCCUUCUCUUCCCCCUUCUCUACUCUCUGUCGCUUGGCCGAAGCACUCCCGUCAAGCCCCUCAACCAAAUCAGCUCCCCUUUUCCUCUCCUCCGCUGCCACUAG